Messenger RNA from Stegodyphus dumicola, 2145 nucleotides. Its product is annotated as guanylate cyclase 32E-like. Gene Ontology annotation, molecular function: peptide receptor activity; protein kinase activity; guanylate cyclase activity. Gene Ontology annotation, biological process: cGMP biosynthetic process; protein phosphorylation; intracellular signal transduction. The record is from RefSeq and is a predicted model, not a curated record. Lineage: Eukaryota; Metazoa; Arthropoda; Arachnida; Araneae; Eresidae. Gene Ontology annotation, cellular component: plasma membrane.
GAGAAAAGAUAUUACUUAAAAUUAUACUGAGAAAUAAUAUAAUAUGUAAAAAGAAAAGAUGAUAAUUUAAAAUUGUUUAUCUUUUAGAAAUCAUCAAGCAUGUUAUUCGGAAGGGAAGUCUUCCGUUUCGCCCACGAGUUGUGAAACUAGAUUGCUCUUUCGACUGUGUCAUUGAUUGUAUGCAGGAAUGUUGGUCUGAAGAACCUGAAAACCGGCCGGACUUCAAAACUAUCAGAGCAAAACUGAGACCUAUGAGAAGAGGAAUGAAACCAAAUAUUUUUGAUAAUAUGUUGGCUAUAAUGGAAAAAUAUGCAAAUAAUCUCGAAGCUCUGGUAGAUGAAAGAACAGAUCAGUUGAUAGAAGAGAAAAAGAAAACUGACGCAUUGCUGUAUGAAAUGCUACCAAAGUACGUUGCCGACCAAUUAAAACGAGGUCUCAAAGUAGAAGCGGAGUCUUUCGACUGCGUUACUAUCUACUUCAGUGACGUUGUUGGCUUUACAUCAAUGUCGGCGCAAAGUAGUCCAUUGGAAGUCAUUGAUUUCCUUAACGACCUGUACACGUGUUUCGAUUCGAUUAUUGAAAAUUACGAUGUUUACAAAGUAGAGACCAUAGGGGAUGCAUACAUGGUGGUCAGUGGCCUUCCUGUUAGAAAUGGUGACAAUCAUGCAUCAGAGAUUGCCUCAAUGUCUUUGCAUUUAUUGGAUGCAAUCAAGAAAUUUCCAAUACGACAUAAAAUAUAUGACAAGCUCAUGCUUAGAAUCGGAAUACACUCAGGACCUGUAUGUGCUGGUGUAGUGGGCCGGAAAAUGCCUAGAUACUGUCUUUUUGGAGAUACGGUAAAUACAGCUUCUAGAAUGGAAUCCACUGGUCUGCCUCUUCGGAUUCAUUGCAGUGAAUCGUUUAAGCAGCUGUUGGAAAAAAUGAAAGGAUAUGUUUUGGAAGAAAGAGGCAUAGUUAACAUAAAAGGUAAAGGACAGAUGCGCACAUAUUGGCUUUUGGGACAAGACGACUGCCGAAAAUUGAAUGUUGGAGAAAACAAGAUUAUGGAGAUUUCACCUGCCACACAGACUACAAAGAAGUCUUCUUUGAAGCAAAAAAGCAAGUUAUCAGAUUUUUUAACUUCUCAGCGAAGUCUCUGUCUUGAGUCCCCGAAAAAGAUACGUUUCGAGACAAACAUCUUACAUGAGCAAUAUAAAGAGAUUCCCUUGGUUGGAUCAAGCCCAAAAUUUUCUCCUACUAGACUAAAACGCAUUCGAUCAUUUGAGCUGCUUGUUAAUUCUAAUCCAGUUCAAGAAAACUGCGCAGUUUCUGCUUCUAGUUGGUGCUUGAUUAAUGAAAGUAUUUCUUGUCCAUCUCUUAGGGAGAAUUGCAAGUUUUGCCUUAAGCAGGGCAAUCUGGAAGAAAUCAGCUCAGAAGUCCUCCAGAAUUUUGAAGAAUAUGCCUUUCGGCUCUCAGCAACAAGUUGGCACUCACGUGGAAGAAUCUCCAGAUUACGAUCUUUCGUUUCUGAGUUGGGCGAGAAGAAACAAGUCAUUGUUUAUGAUAAUUUCAAUCACAAAAACUGCAUUCUUGGUCAUUCUGAAAGUGAACCAUUCUUAUCGCAUAUAGUCUAACAGUGAAAGGUGACACUGAAUAAGAAGCAUAAUUUUAUUUAAUGUCUCUUGUGAUAACAGAAAUCAAAUACCCGUGAGAUUUUCAAAUACAUUUAAAACUUAUACUUGAAGAGUUUAUCUGGUUCCAGAUAUCUAUAAAAACUGUAACAGAAAAAAAUUCCCAUUAUUAUUUGUAAAAAUCGCAAUUUCUAUGAAAAUUCGUGACUUAUUAUUUUCAUGUUAUAUAUGUAUGGUGCUAAUAAACAACAUCUUAUUUAUAGCCGUGUCUUUUUUUAUUUAUAAUCAAAAUGAACUUUGAUUUUACAAUGCAUAAAGUAGUAAUAACGACUCUUUAUAGCGAAAUAAUAUUUUUCCUAAAUAAAUGAAGAAUAGUGAGUCUAAUAUGAUAAUUUGAAGCAGCGGGAAUCUUUACAAAAAUGUUGGUCUUAUUCCCAAUUCCUUGAGCAGCUUUAGUUUCUUCCCCAUUUCUAAACUUGAUGCUUAUCUAACAUAUCAAGACUAUUUUCUUCCUAUCUCCUUAAUGAGUGAGUGA